AUGAGUAAAAAAUUAUCAUUGGAAGAGAGGCUUUCUCUGGCCACUAAGAAGGGAAGAAAGAAAAAUAAAAGGUCAACGUCGAACUUAUCGUCCCCUUCGCCUGCAAUACUGUCAAACAGCGAGCAAGAAACUACUGGUUUAUCAGCAGAUAUUCCUGCUACUAGCGGGGAGUCAAUUGAAAAUGCUGAGGACGAGGAUGAAAGUACGAUACGACCGGAAUGCACUGUUGGUAGCGAUACACACAAAGUGGAUGUAACUCCUGUCGAUAGUGAAAAAAUUGUUAACGACGAUAAGACAGACAGUUCAGAUGAUACCAUAAUAUCAUUGCCUCAAUGGCUGCCUAAAAACUAUACUGAACUCACUGUUGAAGAUUUAAUCAAAGAGAUUGGCCCAGAAUACCUAAGACUAAAUAAACAAGUUGAAGACCUAACUAACGAAAUAAACAAAAAAUCUCAAAUUGAAACCACCGAUUCCAGUUUUUUUAAAUUGAUUAAAGAGAAGGACAACUUGAUAGAGCAAUUGAAAAAGGAAGGGACAAAACUAGCAGAGACUGAGUUGAGGCAAUCUAACCAAAUCAAAAGUUUAAAAACAAAAGUGAAAAAUCUCGAGUAUGAGACAUCUGUACUAAAUGAGGAUUCUUCUCAGAAUAUUGAAAACUACAACGAACUGCAAUCGCUGUAUCAUAAUAUACAAGGUCAACUAGCUGAAGCCACGAACAAACUAAGAGAUGCAGAUAAGCAGAAAGAGGCAAGAGAGAUACUAGAAAAAAAUAUAAAGGAAAAAGAUGAUUCAAUUACGGAUCUUCAGCAAUCUUUAGAUGAACUAAAAACAUUGCUUGAAGAAGAAAGAACUGGAUUCCAAAUGGAAAAGAAAGCACUACAGGCAGCUACAGUCGAUCAAGUUACUACACUAGAGACCAAACUGGAACAAUUAAGAAUUGAAUUGGACAAUUACACCCACACUUCAAAUGUUGAACCUAACCUGAAUUCUGUCGAUAGUCAGAAUACCUUAGAAGUAAAACAACACGGAUCUUCUCAAUACAACCUACUUAAGGAACAGCUUGAGUCGUCCAAGGCCAAUUGGAAUAGUAUUGAAUAUGCUUUGACUACUAAGAUUGUGGAUUUAGAAAAUCGCUUUGAAGCGACAAUGAGAGAAAAAAAUAACAUUGAAGAAAUGUAUCAAACUGCCUUACAUUCAUCAAAAGCAUUAAGUGAGCAGUUAGAUAAAGAACGUGACAAUAGUUUAAAGGCAGUUUCAAAAAUAAAAGAACUGGAGAUACAGAUAGGCACGUUAACACUGUCAUUACAAAACAUAAGAGAUGAUUAUAAUUUACUGAAGAAGAAGUACGAUAUACAAAGAUGCCAGUUAGAGCAAAACGAGGACCAACUAAAGUCACACCAGGAGAACAGCAGUGGGAAGAUUAUGGAAAAAAUUCCUGUGGAAUUAACCAAUAGUUUAAAUUCUAUGGAGGAAAAUGUGGAAGACGAAUGGACUUUACCCCAAGAGAACUCUUUGCUGUCGUUGUCGAUGUCAAAACUAGGAGGACUCGAAGAUGAUCCAUCUCUUAAACCCAUUGACGAUGAAUCGCAUGUGACAAUAUGUAGUGAUGAAAGCCAACAUUUCGAGAGGAAAAAUGCAGAUUUCAGCAUUGAAGAUAUUCCAGAAGAAGCUGCUGAUUUACAAGCAAUCAAGGAAGGCGAAUCUAUGAAAUCGUUAAACACGUCAACACCAUACCGAAGGGCGAGUGUUCAAUUGUCAAAUUCUAAUGGCAAUAUAAGCGCUCAUUUGGUGAAUAAGUUAAGUACGGAAUUAAAAAGAUUAGAAGGUGAAUUAUCCUCUUCAAAGGAUUCAUACAAUAAUUUACUGAGGGAGAAAGAAAAAGCAAAUGAUGAGAUUCUAAGACUCAUGGAGGAAAACGAUAAAUUUAAUGAGGUGAAUGAACAGAAAGAUGAACUCUUGAAAAGAGUUGAACAAAUGCAAAGCAAACUGGAAACCUCUUUACAAUUAUUGGGCGAAAAGACUGAGCAAGUAGAAGAAUUAGAAAACGAUGUAUCUGACUUAAAGGAAAUGAUGCAUCAACAAGUUCAGCAAAUGGUAGAAAUGCAAGGAAAAAUGAGGUAA
This is a messenger RNA of Saccharomyces mikatae IFO 1815, 2121 nucleotides long. RefSeq names its product Sgm1p (gene SGM1). Lineage: Eukaryota; Fungi; Ascomycota; Saccharomycetes; Saccharomycetales; Saccharomycetaceae. Gene Ontology annotation, cellular component: Golgi apparatus; endoplasmic reticulum. The record is from RefSeq and is a predicted model, not a curated record. Bases 1 to 2121 code for a protein of 706 amino acids. The transcript has a single exon.